AUGCUCUUCUCCGCCCUCCGUCAAGGCCUCGGCCUCACCGCUAUGAGGCCGACCAUGGCAUUCCUCUCCUCCACCCAGCCCGCCGCCGCCGUCUCCGUCUUCAGCCGCGGAAUGAAAGUCCGAUCAUCGGUGAAGAAGAUGUGUACGGGUUGCGCGAGUGUGAAGCGGAAGGGCAGGCUUUAUAUUAUUUGCAGCAAGAACCCCAAGCACAAGCAAAGACAGGGAUAA
This is a messenger RNA of Saitoella complicata NRRL Y-17804, 228 nucleotides long. RefSeq lists its product as uncharacterized. Lineage: Eukaryota; Fungi; Ascomycota; Saitoellomycetes; Saitoellales; Saitoellaceae. Gene Ontology annotation, cellular component: ribosome. Gene Ontology annotation, molecular function: structural constituent of ribosome. Gene Ontology annotation, biological process: translation. The record is from RefSeq and is a predicted model, not a curated record. Bases 1 to 228 code for a protein of 75 amino acids. The transcript is spliced from 2 exons.